Molecule: messenger RNA, 579 nt
Organism: Boleophthalmus pectinirostris (great blue-spotted mudskipper)
Lineage: Eukaryota; Metazoa; Chordata; Actinopteri; Gobiiformes; Gobiidae
Product: recoverin-like
Exons: 3
Coding region: 1-579 (192 amino acids)
Molecular function (GO): calcium ion binding
Source: RefSeq, a predicted model, not a curated record
AUGGGCAACACCAAGAGCGGCGCCGUGUCCAAAGAAAUCCUCGAAGACCUCAAACUCAACACCAAAUUCUCUGAGACGGAGAUUGUUCAGUGGUACGAGAACUUCCAGAAGCAGUGUCCGUCUGGCCGCAUAUCCAAAUCGGACUUCCAGGCCAUUUACACCAAGUUCUUCCCAGAGAGCGACGCGAAUACCUACGCCCAGCAUGUGUUCCGCUCAUUCGAUGAGAACGAUGAUGGGACUCUGGACUUCAGAGAGUACAUCAUCGCUCUCCACAUGACCUCCACCGGAAAGACCAACCGCAAACUGGAGUGGGCCUUCUCCCUGUUCGACGUGGACAAGAACGGAUACAUCACCAAGAAUGAAGUCAAGGAGAUCUGUGUGGCCAUUUUCAAAAUGAUCCCAAAAGAGGAGGUGGACUCUUUGCCUGAAGAUGAGAACACACCAGACAAGAGAGCCGACAAACUGUGGAAGAUCUUUAACAAACCAGAUGAAGGUGAGUUGGCAGAGGGAGAGUUCAUUCAGGGAGUUAUGAAUGACGAUGAAGCUCUGCGCCUGAUUCAGUACCAGAAGAUGAAAUAA